AUGGACGAAGAUGAGACUCCGGAAAUCAAGUUCAUCGACCAGGACGACUACGAACGCUAUGGAAGUGAAGAGGAACUAUCAAAAUUUGAAAUUCGCUGGAUUGAUUCUUAUGAACAAGGUUUGAUUCAAGAUUCGCUCAAAAACGAGAAGAUUUUGAUUUUCAGAAAAGAAAUUAAGCAAGUUGCUGUCACUGUUCCUUGCGCCCAUACAUAGACAACUUAAAUUGGGCUACCGGAUAACGCAUAAAUACGUAAAAACGUUGCAAUACCAGGGAGCAGAAGUGUUUGGACUGAACGAUACAAGACUACGAGUAAUGUCGCCGCGAGCGAUUGAGACGACGGGAAAUCUUCCGUACCUUUUGCAAAAGAUUUCAGAAGUCAGAAAGUCGGUCAAUCUCGCUCACUACAUCGCUACUGUAAUAAAUAAGAUGGGCGUGACCAGUGAAAAUCCCUACGAAAACCUGUAAGCCAAAAAUUUGCAAAAAUUUAAGUGCAAUUGUGUUUGUGUUUCCAGAAGAAGCACAAUCUAUGAACGAAUGAGCCAUCUCUACCUGUUUCAUCAAGGCUACCGACCCGGACUGGAGUAUCUUCUGGCCAACUACCGCAUGCUCCGUCAAUUCCGCUUCAUCUCUGCAUCCCACGCGCAUGUGAAGGAGGUUCAGAAACUCUACAGAACUGAUACUGCAUUCAUGCUGUAUCCACAAGCCAAUCUUCUGGCUCUGCAAUCGAUUCUCGACGACUGGAAUUGUCCUUUCAAAAUAGACAAAAUCCUGCAAAUUGCUCACGCGAACACGCUUCAAAUGAGAACAUUGUACGUUAAAGGAGACGUACUCGCCGUGCUCAACGAGGCGCUUCUCUGUGUGCUCGCGUUCAAUAACGGCGAGGCUCAAGAGGAAAUUGAGAAUUUCGACUCAAUCGUCGGACAAUUGUCCACGAAUCAGAAGCAAAAGCGGAGACUGCAGUUGUGGAAGAUGAUUUCAAAGUUUGAGCGAGUUCCGAAGCUGAAUCCGCAGGGAUUUUUGAUCAACGCUCAGAGACUCGAAGAAGAGUGCGUGACGGAAGAUAUCGGUCCGGAGUGCACUGUGAUGGUGGAGACGGCGUGCAAAAUUCGGAGCCUGUGUCAGAAACAAGAGGAGGAAAUGUGGGUGGUUCUGAAGAAGUUCUUCAUAAUUCUUGUUCUUUUUCAGUGCGAAAACCAUGUUAGAUACUGCAACACGUUACCCAUCGCUGGGUCCUCGGAUGAUGCAGAUCGCGGAGAAGUGCAACAUCGGAUAUGAGGCUGACGUGCUUAUGGAGCAGAUUUGUGACUCCUCGGAUCCAAACACGCAACUCCAUCCCUCCGAACCCACGUGGCUCGUGUACGUCGAGAAGCAAAUGAGCCGAAUCGGAAAGAAUGGAUCGAUUCGACAGACGCUUCAAAAGUUGCUGAGAGUCAUGUUCGAGUUUCUCGAUUUCGAUAGCAAUCGGCUGAACGAGAAGGCGUGGGAGCUGAUGAAGACUGUGUUGGAGCUGUCGGAUCCGUCGCUUGUGGUGCCCGAAUGGGAGACGAGACGGAAUUGGUGGUCGCGGUUUCACAAGACGCGAGCCAGAGAUGGACGGAAAAUGCGAAAGGAGGCGAGAAGCACGAAGCGAUCCGUUUUGGAGGCGUUAGAAUCUUUUUUGACCUAG
Messenger RNA from Caenorhabditis sp. 36 PRJEB53466, 1667 nucleotides. Lineage: Eukaryota; Metazoa; Nematoda; Chromadorea; Rhabditida; Rhabditidae. The record is from the annotation of a GenBank genome assembly.